Botrytis cinerea B05.10 is the source of this 2539-nucleotide messenger RNA. It is a transcript of the gene Bcaba3, whose product is annotated as Bcaba3. Bases 1093 to 2415 code for a protein of 440 amino acids. The record is from RefSeq and is a predicted model, not a curated record. The transcript has a single exon. NCBI's taxonomy places the organism in Eukaryota, Fungi, Ascomycota, Leotiomycetes, Helotiales, Sclerotiniaceae.
GAAAAUAUCUAUCUUUAUAAUUUAGUUUUAUUUUGAAAUAGUAGGUGAGAUGAUAUAUAGCACUUUUUUGUUAGAUGAGAAUAUAGAUUAAACAAUAUUAUCUGAUAUCGUUAUGAGCAAAAAUGUCCGUUUGACGCGCCACAGUAGGGAUUCGCAAGCUCACCCACCACCUUGAUAUUAUCUCAGCUUCUUGCUACUGAAUGUAUGAGGGAUUAAAAUUGCUUCAUAAACUGAUAGCCAACAACUCUGACUGGUGGAAUUGCAGAUGAGAGAAAUGAAGCGUCAUGAAAUAGCCAAGAAAAGAAGGUUUCAACCAUGUAGAUACAUCAAAAUCGGCGAGCAAAACCAUUGCACCAACACGGACGAAGGGUAUCUCUUUCCAUCGACCGAUCCGAUGUAUACUUUCCACAGAAAGGUCGAUUCCAGGCUCUGGAGAUUAUACUUUCUGCCCAGCAUUUCCCCUGUACACAGAUAUUCGUCAACACAAUGCGGAGUCUAGGGUUCAGAUAGAGAUGUUACCAAUGUAUGUCCUUGAAGAGAAGACCCGAUGAUGACCCCUAAAUGACCCUGUUUAUCUGCUAUAGAUCAUUCUUCACAUGUGAUAGACACAGGUGAGAUCAUCCUCAAGAGUCGCAGUUCAUAGAAACGAUCAGCUAAAAAUCAAUUUUAUAAUUUGAAGUAAGAGGGAACCGCCUUAUGAGCCUUGGUCUGGAUUUGGGCAGAGCUCGAUCAUCGUAAUGCAAUCGUUCGUCAAGAGAGGGGUAAGUGGAGAUUUGAAGGAAUCAUAGAGCGAAAGAGCUCUAGCAAGAAUCAAGCUGCAUACGACUCAAUGAGUUGUGCAAUCCUCGAAAUAGUAAUCGGAGCAAUUGGAAUUCCCGAGUGGCAAUAAACUACCUCCGGCGUUCUACACCAUUGGCUCAGGCGAUUGGAGGUAGGAGAGUUUGUUUGAGCUUCUUGAUGUAUCUAAGUUCUCCAAAGUGCUUAUAUAGUUGAUGAAAGUGCUCUCACAUCGAGAAAAUAAACAUCAAUCUCAGCUUCUAUUCAAACUUCACACAAAAACUUCAUUUUUAUCACAACCUGUAUCUCGAAAACAUGCAGCAAGUUAUUACUCAAACGCUUGUCGAUGAUAGAUUCAUUCAAAUCUCAGAUUCGAAGAAGAGCGAAGGCCUAGCCACCGACAGUACCAAGCGUCAAAGUCAAGAGCAGCCUAUUCAUGAUAAAGACCCCAUCAAAGCAGCAACGGCAGCAAUGGCUGCCACCCCCCUUGUCAAAGAGCAUCAGGACACCUGGUACUACCCUCCUGACAUUGCGAACGAUUUGCAAUCUAUCAACCUUCCGGCCGAAUUGAAGGGAGAAAUCUUUGCGUGCGCAUGGGAAUACACACGCUGUGUUAUUCCUAACUACACAAACUGGAAUAGAUAUGUGGCCUUCAUGCGUAUCAUCAUCAUGGGUAUCAUCGCCGAGUUUCGAGGCGAGAUGGUGGAUGUCACUGCCAGCAACAACCUCCUCGGUUACGAUUUGGACGCUACUCUUGCGGCUUUAUUUGAGGGAACCCCAGGGCACAAAGAAAUGGCACGAGAGUACAAGACUUUUCUGUUAAUCACGGCGGACAAGGCGAGUGAAAGACGAGAUGGGGAGCUUUUCAGACGUUAUGUAAACGCUCUCGCGCAAUCACCGAGACACUGGUUCCGCAUGCGGGAUUGUGAUGCACUGGCCAGAUUCACGAUUGCCUCGGCUCUAGCAUGCAACGAUCUCGACGACAUCUGGUUCACCGAAGAUCAAUUUGAAAUUUUGACCGAAAUUGGAGACACUCUGUAUGAUGCAGUGGCUUUCUACAAACAUCGUGCUGAAGGUGAGACAAACAGCACAUUUGCCUACAUGCCGGAGGACUUGCGCAUCAAAGCCUACAGCGAGUGUCGCGAGAUACUUUGGGCCCUUGACGCCGCCUGGGCACGAAAUCCUAAGCUGGCUAAUGUUAUUAAUUUCGUGCGCUUCUUUGGUGGACCUAUACACAUGAUGAUGCGCCGUUACCGAUUCGUUGAAGAGAAUUUGACAAUUGGCAAGUCAGAGACCGACAAAGUCGUUGAUCAAACCCGGAAGAACUUCAAGCUCUGGAAUCGAGUCGAUGCCAACAAAAGGUCUGUUCUUAACACACAGCGGUACAAGGCCCUCAUCGCUCGUAGUGAAGAGCUUAUGUUUCCGGGGCUUGCUGAGUUCCUUGAAAUGGGCGGUGAUGGGAUUUGUGACAAAUGCAAAUAUCGCGAGUCCUACGGUGCAGAAUUGUCACACCAGUUUGGUGGUGUUGAACUGUGCAGCGAAUGCAGACUAUCGUGGAGAAAGUACCUAGAAUGUUUUGUAGAGCGUGCGACAAAGGUUUUUCCUGAGCUGAAAACACAUUUUGAGGUUCCAGUUUGAGGAUGGCGAUAUUUUCAAGUGGCUUAAACUUCUACAAUGGCGAUAUGUUAGAUUGGUCGAGCUUUUAGUUAGGUAGAUAAAGUUUAAAGUCAUAUUACUAAAGAAAUCACCCACCUAUUUACUA